AUGUCCUGCAUAGACAGCGUUCUGUUCCAGUACCUUAAUGACACAGCGGAAGACUCUGGACAGAGAGUGUCUGGCAUGAACCUGGACUCUUCCUGCUCGCCCUCCAGAGAGGAGCCAACAGUCACCCAUGGGGGAGACAAAGAACUCCUAGAGUUUUCUGCAUUUUGUUCCGAGCUUCAGAAGAGACAUCGCGCAGAUAAUAACUCGCACGCAGGAGUCCUGCUCAAGAAUACUCUUAGCCCAGGGUUUGGCUGCUAUCGAGAAAAUAUGCAGUGGACUUCUGGUCCAAAGCUGGGAUGUGGGAAAUUUGGAUCUGUCUUCGAAGUGCAUGACAAGAAAAGUCACUUCAAAUGUGCUGUAAAAAAGGUGCAGUUGAAAGAUUUUAAAACAGAAGAGCUAGAAAUUUGGAAGGAUUUAAGUGGACCAUAUGUUGUCGAACUUUUUGGAGCAAUUUUGGAAGGCGAUUUUGUGAUGUUCUUUAUGCAGGUUGCAAAUGGAGGAUCUCUCAGUGGACUUAUAAAAUAUGGAGGCUUGUCUGAAAAUGUAGCUCUAUAUUAUUUCAGAAUGAUUUUAGAUGCUCUGGAGUAUUUGCAUAGACAAGGUAUUAUUCACAAUGAUGUCAAAGGCGACAAUAUCCUGCUCAACGAUACAACUCGGGAACUUGUUCUUUGUGAUUUUUCUUUUGCUGAGAAGCUUCGUCCUGGGCAGGAGUUCAUUCCGAAAGGCAGAUUGAAAGGGAGAACUCAGACACACAUGGCACCGGAAGUGGCAUCACAAGAGGAACAUGACACCAGGGCCGAUGUGUGGAGCGCCACCUGCACCCUUCUCCACAUGAUGAACGCCAGGCACCCCUGGAUCAAAGAAUAUAACCAUCUGCCCUCUCUGGAUAUCGUGAUUGCAAAACACAGCCCGCCGUUGUUUGAAAUCCCCAAAGGCUGCCAUGACGACGCAAGGAGGCUCAUCGAAAGAGGCCUCACAGUGAAUCCUCAGAAACGUCCACAGGCAGCAGCUCUGCGCGAUGAGGUCCACGACGUCCUGCUGAACCUGGGAUAUCCGUCACCCUCUUGCUUUGAAAAUAACAUAAAAAAGCUGCAAUCCAGCCCCCCAGAGAGCUUCGGCCCCCCACCCUCUGAGUCUACAACUGAGCCCUCUUUCACCCUGAACACACCUCCUCCAUUGCCUCACCCUCCAGAGGGAGAAGAAAAAAAGGAGCCAAAGCAUGUUUCGAAUGUAUAUAAAACAUCGAUGUGGGAUGCCAAACCUCUGGAAUGUGGCGUGACCAGAAUGAGAAAAGAAAGCGAAAAGGAGAAUUCGGAGAUUAUCAAGGCCUUUCACCGUGACAGACUGUCCACCUGCAACUCAGAGGACUUGGAAGAAUGGCUGGAGAUGGUGGAAACGGCCGAGACCUGGCUGGAUGAUGAUGUUAUGGUUCCAACAGAUACAUCCUGACUGCUCUGUGAGGAGAGGGGUUUUCACAGACUGUAUACAACGCAGUUCAGUUUCAUUACUCCCAUAUUGCUCUUAUUAGUAAUGGACAACUAUCAUGCUUUAUCAUGCUAAAGUGCAGCUGGUUGUGACAAUUAUGUUGCAAAUUCAAAUGUUUUUUUUUGCUGUGUGUUUAGGAAUUCCUUACUACUACAGCUCAAAAAUGUCCAAUAGGAAAAUUACUGAGAAAGCUUUAAAUGACCAUUUGCAUUCACACGUUACUCAUGAAGUGAAACUCAACCUGUGCUUUUCAGUUUGAUUGCUGUGUGUUAUUCUACAGUAAGUGUUCACCAUUUGGAGAGUUAGUGGCCUCAACAUAUAAUGAGAUCGGAAACAAAAACAAAUUCUGUUAUUCUGUGCCAAGCUAUGCAAUAUUAUUUCCUAUUUUAUUCUACAUUCUGUUCUGUCCAGGAUAAAGAUGAUGUUUCUACAGAGAAAAGGUUUAAUCUACCAGAAGAGGUGCACUGUACUGAUGUUGUAAAAUAUUGGUACAUUUUUUAUAACAAUUAUAGAAAGUAGUUCCUUUACAAAAUGAAAAAUAAAUGUUCAUGUUCUUGGUGAUUUCAUGAGACAGUUUGUUGAUUUUAUUGAUCUGCUGGUUUGGUUGGUUGAUCUUGUAGGUUUUUUUUACUGAUUUCUUUAUCACUGUCAUGGGCCUGAUUCUCUAGAGGUUCUUAGACAUUGAUGUAAGAUAUGAGUUAACACUAUCCCAUAAUAAGUGGUCUUGACUAAAGUGAAUUCCCCUUCUUAAGGCAUACACUUAGCAGUGAAAAGGCAUAACAAAACAAACAUUACCUUAAAGUACAUGUCAAAUAUCAGCACAACAAUGUAUAUCUGAACGUAAAGCACUUCUAAAAAAUCAUUUAAUACUUCAGGACAGCUGACUAUAAAGAAAGUGUGAGGACGUAAAGGAGAGAAAGCAGUUGGAAGCAAUUGUGUUUUGAAGCGUAAAACAUACUACAAAACACAAAUGAUUUUCAUUGAUUCUGAGAUUCUUAAACAUCCACCAAGUUAAUGUGCCAUGAAAUGCAUUAUUUAUAGAAUAUGAGCUGAACAUUAUGAGAGAAAGCACAAACAUUUGUUGCUGUGCAAUCGUACCUUUAAGGCCACUGAAGAAAUUAUUUUAAUUAUUGAACUUUCACACCAGGCAGAGAAGCCUGAAAAUGAAACACCUGAAGGUACCGUAUUUGUGCUCAGUCUAAAAGGUUCCUGCUUUGUCCUGAAAUUUCUGGGUAAUUGCUGCCUCUCUGAUUCGAAGGCUUUUUUCUUUCUGUUCUUUGAAAAUGGUGCUUUCUCUGUUAACAAGAAGUUCCUCCAUCACGAGCUAAAAACACCUGACACGAAAGGUUUUCCAUCCAAAAGACAUAUACUGCAUAACAUCUGCUUCCUAUUGGUCUUACGUAGCACAAAAUUUAAACCACGGUUAGCGUGGUGUGCCGAACACUGUAUGCAUAUUAGUGCUAUCUUACCAUAUUAUUUGAAUAUAACACAAAGCAUUUUGCAUAUUCAGAAGAUACUAAUAGACCCUUUGUCUUAUUUUGAAGGCAAAUCAUUUUUAAAUAACUAUUUCAUUUUACACAACUCAAGGUCAU
Messenger RNA from Lepisosteus oculatus (spotted gar), 3077 nucleotides. Its product is annotated as mitogen-activated protein kinase kinase kinase 14-like. The record is from RefSeq and is a predicted model, not a curated record. Gene Ontology annotation, biological process: canonical NF-kappaB signal transduction; protein phosphorylation. Lineage: Eukaryota; Metazoa; Chordata; Actinopteri; Semionotiformes; Lepisosteidae. Gene Ontology annotation, molecular function: protein kinase activity; ATP binding.